Xyrauchen texanus (razorback sucker) is the source of this 835-nucleotide messenger RNA. Its product is annotated as calcium and integrin-binding protein 1-like. The record is from RefSeq and is a predicted model, not a curated record. The transcript is spliced from 7 exons. Gene Ontology annotation, molecular function: calcium ion binding. Lineage: Eukaryota; Metazoa; Chordata; Actinopteri; Cypriniformes; Catostomidae. Bases 154 to 720 code for a protein of 188 amino acids.
GAAGUUUAGUGCCUGUCAACGACCAAAGUUUGCGUAGCCUAUUGGCUAAAAACAACACAACUUGAGAAACUUUCGUCUGUUUUAUAAAACAAUAGUAAUAUUAACCGACUCUAUUGUUGAAUUACUUGACGUGAGGAAUAAAAACACGUGGUUAUGGGGGCAACAGCGAGUAAAUUGCCGAAAGAUCUUCUCUCAGAAUAUCAGGAGCUGACAUUUCUCACAAAGCAGGAAAUAUUACUGGCACACAAAAGAUUCAGUGAACUUCAGGGCAGAGAGGAUGGACCAUACAUCUCUAGGUUGUCCAUGGAAAAGAUCUUAAUGGUUCCUGAACUGAAGUCUAACCCCUUCCGGAAAAGGAUAUGCCAUGUUUUCUCAUCCUCCGAUAUAAAGGAUGGCAGCUUGAGCUUUGAAGAUUUUCUGGAUCUCUUGAGUGCCUUCAGUGAUUCGGCUUCACUGGAAAUCAAGUCCCACUACGCCUUCCGAAUCUUCGACUUUGACGAUGAUGGCACCCUCAACGCUAGCGACCUGGAGCAGCUGGUGAACUGUCUGACAGGAGAGACGGACGACACCCGUCUCAGUGCAGAGGAAAUGAGACAACUCAUAAGCAAUAUUCUUGAGGAGUCAGACAUCGAUAAAGACGGAAGUGUGAACCUCUCUGAAUUUCAACAUGUGAUCUCCAGAUCCCCAGACUUUGUCAGUUCAUUCAAGAUUGUGUUGUGAAAUUUACGAAGAAUUGAAGCUGCUUUCCGGUCCUGAUUAUUCACUUGCGCUUGUAAUCUUUCAUUAAACAUCCUGAUUAAGCCUUAAUUGUAAAUGCAUUCUCUCGUGCAGCAUU